Chelonoidis abingdonii (Abingdon island giant tortoise) is the source of this 1981-nucleotide messenger RNA. RefSeq names its product RNA binding motif single stranded interacting protein 2 (gene RBMS2). Lineage: Eukaryota; Metazoa; Chordata; Testudines; Testudinidae. The record is from RefSeq and is a predicted model, not a curated record. Gene Ontology annotation, molecular function: RNA binding.
GCCCCCCCGCCCCGUUCCCAGGCCCGCAGCGCUCGCAGGAAAAUGUUACUUUCCGUCCAGCCGCGGGCCGCCGUCGCCACCUUCGGCUACAAUAAAACCAGCAAGAAGCAGCCUUAUGUGUCAGUGGCCCAGCAGAUGGCGCCCCCAAGUCCCAGCGGCAGCAACAACAACAGCAGCGGCAGCGGCGGCGGGGGAGGCGGGGACCAGCUGAGCAAAACCAACCUGUACAUCCGGGGCCUGCACCCGGGCACCACCGACCAGGACCUCGUCAAGCUGUGCCAGCCAUAUGGCAAAAUUGUUUCCACGAAAGCCAUCCUGGACAAGACGACCAACAAGUGCAAAGGCUACGGCUUUGUCGAUUUUGACAGCCCCACGGCGGCGCAGAAGGCCGUGACGGCGCUGAAGGCCAGCGGGGUGCAGGCCCAGAUGGCGAAGGUAAGGGAGCAGGAACCCACGAACCUGUAACAUCUCCAACGCUGCCCGCUCAGCGUGGACGAGCAGGAGCUGGAGGUGAUUGCUGAAACCUUCGGGCAGGUGAUCUGCACCCGGUCCUGCGCACCCAAUGGCACCAGCCGCUGCGUCGGCCUUCGCCAAAGCCUUCUCUCCCCCCACAGAAUGGAGUCCACAGAAAAGUGUGAAGCCAUCAUCACCCACUUCAACGGGAAAUACAUCAAGACCCCCCCGGGGAUCCCAGCCCCCUCAGAUCCGCUGCUUUGCAAGUUUGCUGACGGGGGGCAGAAGAAGCGCCAGCCGCAGGGGAAAUACGUGCAGAACGGGCGGGCCUGGCCGCGGGACGGCGACUCGAGCGGCAUGACCUUGACCUACGACCCCACCACGGCUCUGCAGAAUGGGUUCUACCCGACCCCCUACAGCCUGGCGCCCAAUAGGAUGAUUGCUCAGACCACGCUCGCCCCUUACCUCCCGUCACCCAUGUCCUCCUACCAGGUUCACAGCCCGUCCUGGAUGCACCAUCAGUCGUACCUCAUGCAGCCCACGGGGACGGUGCUGACGCCGACCAUGGACCACACCAUUUCCAUCCAGCCCGCCUCCAUGAUGGGCCCCCUGACCCAGCAGCUGGGCCACCUGUCCCUCAGUAGCACUGGCACGUACAUGCCAGCGGCAGCAGCUAUGCAAGGAGCUUACAUCCCUCAGUACACGCCCGUGCCUUCCUCCAGCAUCUCAGUUGAGGAGAACAGCGGCCAGCAGAGCCAAGUGGCUGUCGAGUCUCCGUCAGAUCAUGCUGCCUACUCCUAUCAGUACAGCAAGUAACUGCAGCUGGACCAGGCGUCUCUGCUCCGAGCACUCGCCCUGAGGGAGAUCGCCACCUCCUCUUUGAUUUGUGCUGCAUCUAGAAGGUCGAAUCCGAUAUUUUUUUUCUUCAUUCGUUUCUUUCUUUUGCAAAGAAAACAGUUUUGUAAAAAAAAAAAACACAAACAAAAAACAAAAAAAAACGGCAAUAGACUCUGCUCACCAAGGAACCAAAGCGGUGGAAUGAGGGGGCUGGGUCACCAGAUCACUCCGCGCGGACGGACAGAUGGACUGAGGCCUAUUUUAAUAUGAGGAAAAAAAAUGUGUUUGGUUUAUUUUUGGUGGUUGUUUUUGAAGAAACCCUUUUUUAUUUGGGUGGCUCUUUAAGGAGAGGCUUGAUCCAGGGGGGUGGAUCUGGCUGCCCCGGCGUGGAGGGGCUGCAGAUUCAAAUCUCUGGGACAAUUGUCAUUUUCUUUUGUCAGUUAAGGAUUACUUUUUUGUUCCUUCCUUUUUCUUUUCGUUUCUUUUUUUUUAAAGGAAAAAUAUGCAACAUUUGAACAAUUUUAUUUUGACGGGGUUUUGGUUGUACUGCUCCCCGACCGAUUCCGCCCAUUUCUUCGCUCCCCUCCGGACGCUUUUCCACGCCUGAAUGCCACUGUAGGAGAGAGAAUUUUUUCCGGGGGGAGGGGUUGCUUUACAAGAAAAGGAAAAAAACCGCCACAAAAACCAACAA